This is a messenger RNA of Leguminivora glycinivorella, 4288 nucleotides long. RefSeq names its product MAPK regulated corepressor interacting protein 2. The record is from RefSeq and is a predicted model, not a curated record. NCBI's taxonomy places the organism in Eukaryota, Metazoa, Arthropoda, Insecta, Lepidoptera, Tortricidae. The coding region runs from base 95 to 541 and encodes 148 amino acids. The transcript is spliced from 5 exons.
AUGGCAACAUUUAUGUUUCAGGGGUCUCAUAACUCGUGCGUGACUUUCCACCACUAUUUUUUUUGUUUUGUUUAACUUAAACUGAAAUUUUAAAAUGUAUACUGUCUCAAAAGGACCCAGCAAAAUUGUAGCUAAAACAAGAAGAGGUCUUUCGCAGAACUUGGAGAGACUAGAUAGCCGCAAAGACAAUAAUAGGAAGUCUUCAGAAUCUGAUAAUGGAGAAAUUAUGAGUAUGCCCAAACCAGUAUUUCAUUCCAACGGAAAAAAGACGAUACACCAAAGAAUACAGCACCACGUGAUAACACCACAGCAUGAGGAGCUCAUCAGGUUUAUUAGUGAAACGUGGACACAAUCCGCCUAUGGUGAUAGUGAGCCAUCAACACCUACAACCUCAAUUGCCUCUGGCAGCUCAUCGCCCGUUCCCCCCUCCAGCCUAUACUACCAGGACGACCCCAGCCCCGUCCUGCAGGACUUCAAGCCGUUCGACCUGGAAACGUGGUGGGGCAAGCGACUGUUCCAGAACAUCACCAACUCGCUCUGAACCGUGGAACGUAGUAUGUUAGCGUAAGUCACAAUCAUGUACAGUUUACUAAAUUUUUCUACCGAUAAUGUUAGAAGCUACGAUGAGAGAUCUAUUUAGAUGUAAAGUCGUUUUGUUGAAGCUUGAAGCUGAAAUAGUGAAAAAUCACUAGGUAUCAUAUCAUUUAAAUACUACAUUUUUCUUAUUCAAUCCAGCCAUUUUUUGUGGAGAAAGAAUAUUAAUCCGGUGGUACCCUAAUUACAAAACAAUUAUUUAUUUAAUCUUUAUUAGACAAAACAAAUACAUUGAACAAAAGCGAACUCAAUGCCAUGAGACAUUCGGGCCUAACAAUGUUAAAAUAUUUUGCGGUGAUUUAAUACUGGGUGAACUCUUCAAUUUGUAAUGGACAUUUGAAUAUAAACUAGAUUUUCUCAUCAAUUAUUUUGUGCACAAAUACAAAUUGUUACAUUGCUAGUAACUUCAUAUAUAUUUAAUGUAUGGUUGAAGCUACUGUUUGUAAAAAAAGUACAAAUUGAACCAUAAAAUAUUAAUAGGAAAAUCAUGCCACAUUGUAUGUAUCAUUACCAUACAUCGGGGUUUUGGGAGCGGGAAUGAUUUACACUAGCCCAAAAAGGGUGAAAACGAUGAACAACAGACAUUACUAUAACAUUUCUAGGUACAUUUGGAGCCAGAUACAUAGUUUAAUCUAUAUUUCAGUAAUUCAAGAUACUAUAAACAGAGUUAUAAAUACACAAAUUCAUUCCCGCUCCCAAAACCCCAAUGUAUGAUCAUUACCAUUAGGAUCACAAACUUUGGUAAAUUUCGUCGUAUUUUACCCGUUACUUUUAUUUGUCAAGACUUUAUAAGAACCACAGUAUAAGGACGACUCAGUAGUUACUCUCUCUGGCAUCUGCGACGCGAAAGGUACCUACUGCGUUAGAAAGCACGUGGUUGAACAAAAUUACCAUAAAUGUUACUGGACUUCGUCCAAAGUAAGAUGUUAUCUAAUACUGUCAACUAUAAGUACAUAUUUGUACCUAUGACAAUACCACAUCAUAUAAGUCAGAAAACACAAAAAGUAUUAAUUUACAUAUUAAAUUUAUCCAUGUUAAUCCAAAAUCGCUUGCAUGUGUUGCGUACGUACACGAUGCGCGUGUGUGCACACAGCGGCGUACGUUUCUUAGAAGAGUUAUCACUGGUUUAUAUUGUACUUCAAUACAAUGUUAAAUUUAGUAACCUAUACUUGAUUGUGGAUCUCAUCUCGUUAUCGUAAGUGAAUUUUCCAGAAGCUCAAAUCGUUUGCGACUAGCAUUGUUUUACGAACCAAUAUUUUGUAAGAUUGUUGUAUUGUGUAUUGUUCUUAAUGCCUGAGAUUUUAUUAAAACUUGAGCUAGUUUUGCAAGACAAAGUGCAGAAUGUCAUCAAUAAUAUCAAAUUUCUAUGAAAAUUAAAUUUUAAUAAUGACUAUCCCACACUUUGUUAUGUUAAAGUUGGUGUAAAGAUAGACAGACUAUGCUAAGUUUGCACGUGCAAUUUUAAGUAUGGUGCUGCCAUACUUUAUCAUUGCCAAAUUGCUGUAAACUUACUACAGACAAUUUUUUAUACAAAAGAUUAGUUUCCAACUUUUCCAAGACAAGACACACAUAAAAAAAUGUGUCCAACCAAGUAAAAAACAAAAUUGGUGACGCAGCAACCAUGUCCGUUUACAUGAAAAUGGUUCGCUUUUCAAGCUUUUGACCCAUUUACGACGGAAUUCAUCUCAUUCUGUAUACCUACAUGAAGUAUAGGUAUGAUUGAUAGUUUUGCAGUCACGGUAUCUAUGUUUCUUACCCACGGGGAAACUGGUUUAUUGCAAAACAAAGUCAUACCUAUUUAUCAUUACCAAAGUUUUAAUUGCAGUUUAAACUGCUAGCCUCGUGGCCAUUUAAAUAUAAAGCAAUUUUACAACAUGCAUGUUUCCAAUAUAUUGAACAGUGAUAUGAUUAUUAAAAAGACAAACUUUCCUACAUAAUUAUUAAUAAUGAUAUAAUAAGUGCCUCCAGACAGCAAUAUUUCGAAUAGAUUGCUCUUGAUUCAAAGUGGAUUGACCUUUUCUUGUUAUAAUUUGUUACAUUUUGUCAUAGGUAUGUCUCUUGGGUCACUUUUUAAACAUUUUAUGUAUAUCAUAAUUUAACACAGCUUUCUAGUUGUCUACUAUGUAUGUGAAUAUAAUUAUUUUGAUUAUUUUAAAGAAACUUACUUUUGUCCCCUGGCUAACGAGAUAACAAGAAAUAGUUGAACCAAUUUUUAUCACACUUCAGCUUUUUUUAUUAAGAUUCGUCGUAGAGUGUAGGUAUAUAUUUUUUAUUUAUAUAUGUAUUUUCUAUCUCCUAAUCCCAAAUAGUUGUUUCUAUUCUUCCUUUUAUCUCCUAGGUACGUUAAAAUUAUUUUUGUUCAGAAUAGAUAAUUUAUCAGAUGGAUUUUAAUUUACAUAUAUUUACUAUUGUUAUAGUAUCAGUAUUCAUGUUAUGUACGAUGUUAGCUGUUAUACAAUACACCAAAGAUAAAUCGUAAUUCAUAUUGUUACUGUUUGUCAAAGAUGAGUUCUGGAAGGCAAGCAUGGUGGUGCGAUAAAUGAUAAAUAUCAGGCCGUCCCUAUGGAACUUACUAAUAGUGCGAUAGGGACGGCCUGAUAUUUUAUCAUUUAUCGCGCCACCAUACUUGCCUGCCUGAUAUUGAUUGCUUGCGUACGAAGUACGUUCCUUUGAUUUUUUUUUUGUAUCGUCAAUAUCGUCAUCGUGGCUCGAAUGUAAUAUACACCGUGGGCCUGAAUAACCCGAAAGAUUUUAAAAGUGUAUUCCUGAUCACAUUUAGAGACAUAAUGUCAUAUAAACUUUUCUGGAUAUCGCCUAGUUUCAAAGUUAUUACACCAACCAAUUGAUAAAGAAAAAUAUUUUCUUAUGUUACUCAGUACAAAAGGCCUAAUUAACGGCGUUGAUGCUAUUAUGGAGAUCAGUCUCACUAUCCUCAUUGAUAGAUGUCAAAAAGUGAGUCUCUGAGAGUGAAACUUUAAUACCAAAUUUAUCUAUAAAACGAUGCCAUAUAUAUGCUUUUAAUUUUGUUUUAAGGCUACGUAACUUAGUAAAUGCAAUCUAAAAUGUUAACUCGUUUCAACUAUUAUUACCUAGUCCCUACAUGGCGCCAGGUCAACAAUUUUUAUUUUAAACUAUGGAUAAUAAACAUGUCUUCCAGAACGUGCAACUUAAUAAUGAAAUGUUAUAGGUAAUUGCUAAGAUGUGUGAUGUGUCUUAAACAAACGGUUUUAAAUUGUUUAUUGUAAUUCAAACGAAUUAUUUUUAUGGAGCAUCAUUUGUUAGCGGAUCAACUUUUGUCAUGUAUCUCCCGGGUCACUAAAUCACGGUGUUAUAUAAAUUGAAACAUGAUUUUAGUUAUACACGAUGUGACAUGAGGGAACCGAAAGAUUACUACGCAUUUCGGAGGGCAAAAUAAAGAUAAAACGUUUAAUAUGACGUCUAGUAAAUUUCGCCAAAAAAAAAUUUUUGUUUAGUUUUUUUGGAUGUAUUUUCACAUAAAAAGCGAAUGUUAUUCGUAAAACUGGCACUUAAAAUAAAAAUUUACAUUAAAAAAAAACUUUUUUGUAAUGAGUUACUAGUCCUCACGUUACACCGUGUAUAACCGUAUAAUGGCCCUUAUACUAAGGUUAUUAAUUAUCAUACAACAGUUAUUUUAACAAACUGUGGUAAUAAUAAUUAUGUGCCCUGCACGGGA